Messenger RNA from Neurospora tetraspora, 1338 nucleotides. RefSeq lists its product as uncharacterized. The record is from RefSeq and is a predicted model, not a curated record. Lineage: Eukaryota; Fungi; Ascomycota; Sordariomycetes; Sordariales; Sordariaceae. Bases 164 to 1228 code for a protein of 354 amino acids. The transcript is spliced from 3 exons.
UCCAAAGGGAAGGUAGAUGAGCUUCUCGGGAUAUAAAGAUCGGAGUCCCAGAUCUUCAACGUGCCUGCAGUCACAUCUUGUUCCCCGGGUACCUGGACCCACUGAGCCGCUUCAACACCCCUUCUUCCCGACAAUAUCCUAGGGUACAUCUUGCAGGGCAAAGAUGAGGCUCCUUAGUCUCAUUCUCCUCGUCUCUACCUGGGCCUGGGCCUGCAGCGCCCUCGUCAUCGAUACCGUAUCUCUAGGCCUUGCCGAAAACCAGCUAGCACAGCGCACCGACCCAUCGCUUGCCGGAUACCUGGGGGUCUUCUUCCUUGGCGCCGAUCCCUACGUCUACUUCUACCUCAGCAACGGCAACAACCCCAUCUCAUUCAAGGCUCUGAACAAGGGGUCACCCAUCUUUAAGCCGACCAAGGGGACAAGAGGCGUGCGGGACCCGACUAUCGUUCCGGGUGGAGGUAAUGAGGCUGAGAAGAAGAAGUGGUAUAUCAUCGGGACGGAUUUGAAUAUUGGGAAGACAACAUGGGACGCAGCACAACGAAAGGGCUCCAAGGGGAUCUUUGUCUGGGAAAGCACCGAUCUGGUCAACUGGGUCAACGAGAGACUGGUGGUGGUGGAAGACAACACAGCCGGUAUGGUGUGGGCACCUGAAGCGAUUUGGGAUCCGGCGAAGGGUCAAUAUCUCGUUCAUUGGGCUUCCAAAUUCUAUUCCACCUCCGACCCAAACCACACCGGCACCCCCUCUUCCAUCAAAAUCCGCUACGCCUACACCUCGGACUUCAAGACCUUCUCUACUCCCCAGACUUACAUCGACCGUUCCCCAACCAACAUCAUCGACCUUACCAUCCUCCCCCUCAACCCCCUCAACUCUUCCUCGCAAUCCUACCUUCGCUUCAUGAAAGACGAAUCCCUCAAAACCGUCUUCGUCGAAACAUCCACCACCGGCCUCUUCGGUACCUGGACGCGGGCCGGCGGGUCAUCAGCCAUCAUCCAAUCGGGUGUAGAAGGACCGGCGGCGUAUUGGGAUAAUACGGUGCCGGGGAAGUGUCAUUUGUUGUUGGACUUUUAUGGGAGUGAUGGGUAUAGACCGUAUGAGAGUAGUAACCCGGGGAAUAAUGGGGGGUGGACGGCGAGUGGGAGGGGGGCGUGGCCUAGUGGGUUGAGGCAUGGGAGUGUUUUGGCUGUGGAUCAGAGUCUUUAUCAGAGGCUUAAUUCGAAGUGGGGGUGAGUGAUUGGAAGUCUGGAAGUACGGAAGGACUGUCGGGGAGCUGGCGUGGCUGGAUGUUGAACGUGAACAAAGGGGGGAGGAAUGAAGAAAAAAACGAAGAGCGCAGGGGA